AUGACGUUUGACACAAAGCUAACGUGGAAAAGUCACAUUGCUAAAAUAGCAGAUCGAGUCUCCAAUAGACUGGAUGUACUGAAGCGUCUUGAUAGCAGCGUAUGGGACUGUGCACGCUCAACUCUCAACACCACUUACAAGAUGCUUAUUCAGUCAAUAAUGCUGUAUUGCUGUGAGCCACUCAUUACAGCCACAGAGGUGACUCUGAAACCACUCGAGAAAGCACACAAUCAAGCAUUACUACUAAUUACUGGGGGGAUAAAAUCCACACUCAUUGAUGCAAUGCUCCUAGUUACAGGAAGCACCACAAUACGUUCUCUUAUCAAAGAAAUCGCCUUUCUCCUAUAUGAUAAGCUACUGCGCAUUCCCAUGGAUAAGUUCUUCAGCACCUAUGAGAAUAGACCAGGACACCUGGAGACGUAA
Messenger RNA from Rodentolepis nana, 423 nucleotides. The record is from the annotation of a GenBank genome assembly. Lineage: Eukaryota; Metazoa; Platyhelminthes; Cestoda; Cyclophyllidea; Hymenolepididae.